GAGACCGGGUAGCGGUGACCCAUAACAUAAAUGGGGUCAGACAAAAACUUGUUCUGUUGUUAUCCAGUACACAAGUGGUUACACCCGCGUGUUUGUCAACACAAGUUCUAAGAAUUAAUUCGUGAUCGGGAGAGAAUGUCAACGACAACUUAUGAUAAUACAUGUCGAUGUGCAGACUGUCAAAGUUAUUCGAAUCAUGUAGAAAAUUCAUCAAGUUGUUCGGGUUGUGAACUACCAUCGGCUGAGUGUAAAAACGAUUCAUUUCACCAAACGUCAGUUCUUUACAGCACGCAAUCUGACUACGUCAAAUCGUCACUACUGCCCACUAAGUGGCCAUCUCUUCCAGAUUCACUUUUAACUCUGAAUGGUCCCCAAUCUAAACAGGAAUAUACUGUAAAACAGAAGCAGCUUUCAGCCAGUACUGGACGGAUACCGCAGAUGUCUUCUCUUGAUGAGGGAGAAAGCGUCAUAUCACAAAGUUGCCCUCCUUUAAUACCACACUGCACGUGUCGGGCACAGGCAAAUCGUCCAAUUGUUUAUGUAACAUUUGCAGAAUCAAGCAAGAGGCACGAAAACGAAGUUGUAGAGUUAUGUCUUUUGUGCAAUGGAGCAGGAUUUACCGUUAAGUGCGACAGUUACAGGGCGUUACAAGAAAGUGGCGAGUUGAAUGUUAACCAGUGGCGAGACCAAAACUUUCGGCGCGCUGCCUGUGUCUUAUUUUGCGUUUCUCCAGCUUAUAUUGGACUAAUUAAAAAUCUGGAGGAACCCCAAGCUGUCGCAGAAGAGAGUGACCACUCUAAGGGAACAGUGUAUAUUUAUAAUUUAGCUCGAGCCGAACUAGUUGACAGCUGCUGUUCGAACAAACGAUUUUUCUGCGUUCUCUUUACAAACACAGGAAUGAAUCUGACAGUUCCUCCGUGUUUUACACCCUAUUCAAAAUUCAGGUUUCCUGGAGAAUCACAAACUCUGAUCAAAGCAAUGCAAGCCCGCCAUAGUCCUAAUCAGGAGCUGCAUUAAUUAAUAAUGCAAUUUUGUUAAUAAAACACUAAACGUU
This is a messenger RNA of Ostrea edulis (European flat oyster), 1054 nucleotides long. RefSeq lists its product as uncharacterized. The transcript is spliced from 3 exons. The record is from RefSeq and is a predicted model, not a curated record. The coding region runs from base 136 to 1017 and encodes 293 amino acids. NCBI's taxonomy places the organism in Eukaryota, Metazoa, Mollusca, Bivalvia, Ostreida, Ostreidae.